UCGUUCGUCUGUCUGGGUCUCCGGCAUCGAUACCUUCUUCACUCGUUGGAGGCAUUACGUCAUCACAAGUACCACUGCGUAUCCCUACCGAAAACAAACAACUGCAACAAUCAUCAUGGGCGUGGGAAGAGUCGUGUGUGUGGCACUGCCAUUCAUACUCACAAUAUGUAGCAUAAUCUGCAUGCUGGUUGCUGGCCUUGCCGGUGUGACCAACGACAGCCUAUACAUGUUCCAGGUCAACACAACAGAUCUAACUAUCAGCCCUGCUUCGACAAGCGACAGCGACAGUACCAGCACAACCACCGAUGCUUUGACCAGCAACAUCACAGUCGCCGACCUUGGUCUCGCCGACUUGUACGACAUCACCCUCUGGGGAUACUGCCUCACUUCCCAGAGCGGAAGUCGCAAUUGCACUAAGGGUAAAUUCAAUUGGGCUGAGGCUGGUCUGAACACGUCCAAACUCACUACUGUUGGUUCGAGCGCCGGUGUCAACGUCACCCUUCCCUCCGAAGUCACCACCUCCUUGAACGCCUUCAUCACCGUAACGAAGUGGACUGAGGUUGUCUACAUCAUCGCCAUGCUCGCUUUGGGUCUGGAGCUCCUGUUCGGUUUCUUCACUGCUUGCUCUCGCGGCAUUUCUUGCCUCACAUGGAUCUUCUCCGGUAUCGCUACCAUUGCUGUUAUUGCCGCUGCGUCUAUGAUGACGGCUAUGUCCGUUGUUGUUGUCGGCUCGGUCGAGGCAACUGCCAAAUACUACGGAGUAUCCUCGAGCUUCAACAGAUCCUUCCUCGCUACCGUUUGGAUGGGUGCCGCAUUCGCUAUCGCUGCUGGCCUCUUUUGGAUGUUCACCAUUUGCUGCUGCAAGCCCGAGCGUCGCUCCAACAAGCGUCACAUGGACGAAGGCGAGAAACUUGUCCCCAAUGGCGCCUACGCGCCCCUUCACGACGGUAACAACCCCCACGCCUACAACCAACAACAGUACGGGGUUCCUCGCCACCAGAGUCAAGGUCGCUCUGACCUCGCGUAUGAGCCCUACUCGCACUCCCGCGUGUAGAGGCAGAGGAAUUUGGAUGCGUUGAUAGGAUUGUGGUAGCAUUCAUUACCAGAAAGAAUAUUGAAACACUGCCGUUGCAUUUGAUGGCGUUCGGGGACCUGAUAUGAAAUGAAUGAGAAUCUUCGUACAUAAUUGGGAAUGGGGGAAUUGGGAAUUAGGAUGAAUAGAGAUGGAACUGAAAGGUGAACCAAUACCCAACUGUCUUCUACAUAUAGAGUUACGCCAUAUA
Pseudomassariella vexata is the source of this 1283-nucleotide messenger RNA. Its product is annotated as SUR7 protein. The transcript is spliced from 2 exons. Gene Ontology annotation, cellular component: cell cortex of cell tip; plasma membrane. Gene Ontology annotation, biological process: fungal-type cell wall organization. NCBI's taxonomy places the organism in Eukaryota, Fungi, Ascomycota, Sordariomycetes, Amphisphaeriales, Pseudomassariaceae. The record is from RefSeq and is a predicted model, not a curated record. Bases 116 to 1054 code for a protein of 312 amino acids.